Molecule: messenger RNA, 975 nt
Organism: Limanda limanda (common dab)
Lineage: Eukaryota; Metazoa; Chordata; Actinopteri; Pleuronectiformes; Pleuronectidae
Gene: lyrm1
Product: LYR motif containing 1
Exons: 5
Coding region: 237-602 (121 amino acids)
Cellular component (GO): mitochondrion
Source: RefSeq, a predicted model, not a curated record
UCGGUGCUGCUGCCCCUGGUGAGCUGCUCGUCUCCUGACACGGUCGGUAGGUCAGAGUCUGUAGCUGUCAGAUACUUAGCAAUGAGCUAAUGAAGCUGGUAGUUGAAAUGAACGCCGGGUCUGUUUAAAGUCAGAAACAGCAGAGGCUCCGUUCUGUGCUGUCGUGGUUGAGGGCUAAAGGAGAGCUAGCUUCAUGCUAACAGGCACAUGCGGUUUCCCUCGGAAUCUGAUCCCAGAUGACGGCCUCCACUCGCAGGACGGUGCUGGCCCUGUACAUGCGGGUGUUUCGUAUCGCCCGAACGUGGCAGGCACAGAGUGAAGUUACAAGUGACACAGAAUCGGAGAGAAAGUACAUACUUCAGGAGGCCCGCACUCUGUUCAGACAAAACCAGCAGCUCGAAGAACAAGAGUCAGUGAAGAGGUGUAUAGAGGAAUGUGAAGCAAGGAUAGAAAUAGGUCUCCAUUACAGGAACCCAUAUCCCAGGGCUAACUACUUGCCACCAAUGGGACUAGCGACUCAGAAGGGAAGGAAGCUGAGAAUGCAGCAGCGCCUGAGGAAGCAGGCCAAGCCAAUUUAUUUGCAGUCACAGGACGAGACCUGAUGCUUGAUUUCGUAGAUCCUCGCCGGGAGUUCAAGUUACCAAGGACCGGAGACAAGAGUGCAGUCACAUGCCGAUCGCACGGAGGAUCCCAUGCUCUCAUUGAUGCAUGAACACUUGUCAUUCAGGGGGAAAAGCCAUGUUUCGUUGUCUUUUGUUUUGUUUUAUUCUGUAGACCUCGUAAACAAGGCUGCGUGGUCAGUGUGUGUCACCUGUAAUAUAAAAUCAAAUUGUAUAUUUUAUUUAUUUUGCGUUGUAAUAAACACUACAAAAGAGCUGUACAGAGAUAACCACUGGUGUUUAAAUGGUUUGUCAACAGAUAUGUUUAAGUACAGUUUCAUAUUCUAGUAAUAAAUGUGAAUAUUUAUAUGACGAA